CCAUGUCCAUGCCCGUGGCGCACUCGCCCCCGGCAGCCACCAGCCCCAGCAGCCUGUCGUCCAGCAGCGGGCACGGCUCCGGCUCCUACCCGCUGCCCCCGGGCGCGCACCCGCACCUGCAGCACCCCCUGCACCAGCCCGCGAGCCAGCGGCCCUCCAGCGGCAGCGCCUCGGCCUCGGGCUCCCCCAGCGACCCCGGCUUCAUGUCUCUGGACGAGUACGGCUCCAGCCCCGGGGACCUGAGAACGUUCUGCAGCCACAGGAGCAACACACCCGAGUCCAUCGCCGAGACGCCCCCGGCCAGGGACGGCAGUGGGAGCGAGCUCUGCGGGCACAUGGCCAUGGACAGGCCCCUGAGCCACUGCGGCCGCCCCUACCGCAGAGUGUCGGGGGACGGGGCCCAGGACCUGGACCGAGGGCUGCGGAAGAGGACUUACUCGCUGACCACCCCCGCCCGGCAGCGGCCGGCGCCGCAGCCUUCCUCUGCGUCCCUGGACGAGUACACCCUGAUGCGGGUCGCCUUCUCCGGCAGCUCGGGCCGCCUCUGCCCGUCCUGCCCCGCCUCGUCUCCCAAAGUGGCCUACCACCCGUACCCCGAGGACUACGGUGACAUCGAGAUCGGGUCCCACCGGAGCUGCAGCAGUAACUUGGGUGCAGACGACGGUUACAUGCCCAUGACCCCCGGCGCGGCCCUCAUGGGUGGUGGCAGCGGCAGCGGCAGCUGUAAGAGCGACGACUACAUGCCCAUGAGCCCCACCAGCGUGUCUGCCCCGAAGCAGAUCUUGCAGCCCCGGGCGGCCACCGCGGCCUUGCCACCCACGGGAGCGGCCGUGCCCCCCGCGGCCAGCAGGGCCUUCCCGGCCGGCGGGGGCUCCUACAAGACGGGCUCCCCAGCCGAGAGCUCCCCCGAGGACAGCGGGUACAUGCGCAUGUGGUGUGGCUCCAAGCUGUCCAUGGAGGCCGCCGACAGCAAGCUGUUGCCCAACGGGGACUACCUCAACAUGUCCCCCAGCGACGCGGGCCCCUCAGGGACCCCUCCCGACUUCUUCACAGCCGCCUUGCACGGCGGGGAGACGCUGCGGGGCGUGCCCGGCUACUGCUGCAGCUCCUUGCCGCGCUCCUACAAGGCUCCCUACACCUGUGCUGCCGACGGCGACCAGUACGUGCUCAUGAGCUCCCCCGUGGGGCGCAUCCUGGAGGAGGAGAGGCUGGAGCCGCCCACCGCCCACACGCAGCCUCCUCCCUCCGUCGUGCCUUCGCCCGGCAGGCCGGGUGGCGGCGCGGGGGGCCGCCCGGAGGGCUUCCUGGGCCAGCGCUGCCGCGCCGUGCGGCCCACGCGCCUGUCCUUGGAGGGGCUCCAGACCCUGCCCAGCAUGCACGAGCACCCGCUGCCGCCCGAGCCCAAGAGCCCAGGCGAGUACAUCAACAUCGACUUCGGCGAUGCGGGGGCUCGCCUGUCGCCGCCCGCGCCCCCGCUGCUGGCCUCGGCCGCCUCGUCGUCGUCGCUGCUGUCCGCCAGCAGCCCGGCCUCCUCGCUGGGCUCGGGUACGCCGGGCACCAGCAGCGACAGCAGGCAGCGCUCCCCGCUGUCCGACUACAUGAACCUCGACUUCAGCUCGCCCAAGUCGCCCAAGCCGGGCAGCCGGGGCCGGGACCCCGUGGGCUCCCUGGACGCCCUCCUGUCUCCCGAAGCCUCCUCCCCUUACCCGCCGCUGCCCCCACGCCCGGCCGCCCCCGCCUCUUCCCUGCAGCCCCCACCGCCGCCGGGAGAGCUGUACCGCCUGCCCCAGGCGCCCCCUCCCCAGGGCCCCUGCGCUGCCUCCUCCUCGUCCUCCGAGACUGGGGACAAUGGUGACUACACCGAGAUGGCCUUCGGCGUGGCUGCCACCCCGCCACAACCCAUCGCUGCGCCCCCGAAGCCGGAAGGUGCCCGCGUGGCCAGCCCCACGGCCGGCGUCAAGAGGCUGAGUCUCAUGGAGCAGGUGUCCGGUGUGGAGGCCUUCCUGCAGGCCAGCCAGCCCCCAGACCCUCACCGGGGCGCCAAGGUCAUCCGCGCAGACCCGCAGGGCGGCCGCCGCCGCCACAGCUCCGAGACCUUCUCCUCGACCACCACUGUGACCCCCGUGUCCCCUUCCUUCGCCCAUAACCCGAAGCGCCACAACUCAGCCUCUGUGGAAAACGUCUCUCUCAGGAAAAGCAGCGAAGGGGGCGGCAGCGGUAGCCUGGCGGGGGGCGACGAGCGCCCCACGUCCCCCCGCCAGGUGCAGCCCCCGCCCCCCCAGCAGGCGCGGCCCAGGCUGCCCAGUCAGCCCGGGGGCGUGGUUGGGUGCCCGGGAGGCAGCGCCUCGCCCAUGCGCAGGGAGACCUCUGCCGGCUUCCAGAACGGCCUCAAUUAUAUCGCCAUCGACGUGAGGGACGAGGCUGGGCUGUCGCCGACCCCGCAGCAGCACCCACACCCGCCGCCGCAGGGAGACAAGGGCGCCUGGGGCCGGACCCGCAGCCUCGGGGGUCUCAUCAGCGCCGCUGUGGGGAGCGGCGGCGCCGGCGGGGUGUGCGGGGGGCCGGGCCCUGGCGCCCUGCCUUCUGCCAACACCUAUGCCAGCAUCGACUUCCUGUCCCAUCACCUGAAGGAGGCCACCAUCGUGAAAGAGUGAGGAUCUGUCUGGCUCCGUCGUCCUGACCUCGCGCAUCAGAGAAUGACUUUACGAGAAGACGCUCGGUGGUUUUGUUGUUUUUUUAAUCUGAAGCUGCUUACGAUUUUCUUUUGGAUCUGAGCAAGGACUACGUUUGGAACACCUAGGACCAUGGUGGACUCUGGACCCCCAGGACAAGGACACCUGCCCCCCCUCGCUCGCGCGGGGGCACGCGCCGCUCUGCUGCUUGUGCCGUGUUGCAUUUGCUGUUUCACCGAAGUCGCCGAAGCAGGCCUUCUCAAGAACCGGACGUUUCCAUUGGCCCUUUAGAUCGUGGCCGGGGUCUUCUCACCUGUGUUGUGGCUGAGCAGUUUUGCCCCUCAGCAUGCUGGGAGAUGCUCCCACACCCGAGAGUGGUACAAUCUGGUCUUUACCGGCAUGCACUCAAAACGACCACAGUCCUACCUCAGUCAGGUGAAGCCGGAUUCGUGCGGCCGGGGGCCGGCAGGACCUCCUGUACAUAGAUGUCUGCUGAGUGUGUCUGAGUGCGGCCUUCAGCCUUAUUUAAUGGUCCCAGGACGCAGCGGCUCCGUGGAUCCAAUCCAGGUACCUGCGUGUUUACUCAGACCGAGCCCAGUGCGGGACUGACGCUUCUCAACGGAAAUGCACUUUGGGAUUAGACUUCGAAGAUGGGUUAAUAAAUAAUAAUAAUAAUUAUAUGUAACUGAAGCAACCUACUUUUGAAAAUCAUCAACUGUAUUGGGUAGCGGGGGGAAGGGAGGGGUCUGGGGGGGUGAAUAUAUCUUUUUACCUUUAACAGACUUGUUUGAUCUUCUCUGCGUAGAUGUUUAUGUAGGUACAUCCGAUUGCAAAAGGCUUUGAUACUAUUUACAAGCGCCAGUGUCUCUGCCCCCUUAACCUUGAGCCUGCCUUUCUUUAGCCAAAACUCACAUAGGCUAGUGAUUCACGGCGGUCACAGCUUCGGCAGGUUUGACAAAAAUGUGUUAUCUUUACUCAACGCUACCGUGUUGGCCAACGAGGUGGCCUGAGCAACAAAAAAAAACAACAAGAAAAAUUGAAAAAGGAAAGGGAAGGAAAGAACUUGGUAAAGGUAUCCCGGCCCCUCUGUUGUCAAGGGAAGAAGAAAGAGAGGAGGACAAAGAACCUCACGUUACCUGUGACUUGUCGGAAAACUUCCUGGCGAGACGACCCUCGUUUUGUGUUUUCAGUGUUCUGGAAAGAUCAGUGUUGUGGCAGUCAUUGCGGGCGUCCUCGAAACUGCUGCCUGGCCCGGCAGAAGGUCACGGGCCUCGCUGCCCCACGUGACGGGGCUGCAGACCCCCUCCCAAGGGCGCGUCCGCUCGGCCUCCUGGCGGAUGGGCCUGGGGAGGCUACACGCAUUCACUGGAGAUGGGAGCUUUGUUUUUCUUUCUUUCUUUUUUUUUUUUGGAGAAAAAAAUAUAUAAAUAUAUAGAUAUAUAUCACUAUAGAAUAAUGCAUUAAUAAAAUGAGGCUUUUUUAGAGGAAGACCAAUAAAUUCAAUGUCUUAAAAAUAUAUUUAACGACAAUGCAAAAGUCUUCCUGCUUCUGUACUGAACUUCUAGAACAGAGGAUUGUAAUCGCAAGACAAAGUUGAAUGUAAAGUGACCCCCCCAAACAUUUUUUUAAAGUUUUACUUUUCUAAAGUUACACAUCACAACAGCAUAUAGACCGGACUAUCUUAGUUUGAAGGUCAAUUUCAGUGUAUAAUACAUAUACUUUAUUAAAAUGUAUAAAAACAUCCUAAAGUUUGGAUUUAUUUAGUUUUGGGACUCGGAAUCGAUGGGUGGUAUUCGCUAUGUAACCUCCCCCACACCCCCUCUUGCCCCCUCCCCGCCCGCCCCCCCUGCCCUGGGUACAGUGGGCCUGAAUCUGGACCCUGUUGGGAUACAGUGUAUGAUGUGUAUUUAAUUAGUCCUCUAUCCUUAGAAUAGUCAUACCUCUCUCCAAAGGCUCAUGUUCUUAACUGCAGCUUACAAGAAGCAAAAGAAAAAGUUGAUAAUAUACUAAAAUUUUCCUCUAUCCUGUACAUUUCAAAAAAAAGGCAUAUGCAAUAUUUACAUUUUUAAUUUAGUUUACAGAAUGGAACCAAAAUGUAUAAAUGUUAUGUUUGCUAAAACUUUGCAAUGUACAUUGGAUCUUUGUACAUUUUGCCUGACUUACCUUAAAUUUAAAAUAUUUUUUGCUAUAUAAACUUUAACAGUUAUUAAACAGUGUUUUCUUUUGGGGUACGUAUUGUUUCUGGAUAUCAAGAUGUUAAAUAUAUUUCUUGCUAUUGUGAUAUGACAAGACUUCCUUGCUCUGUCUUCCACUGUCCACGCUGUACAUAGGGCCCAUGUAAUACUGCUGGAGACGGCGACAAAUGGAAUUAGAGUAGUGCACUGUAUCUAGUCUGGCUUGAUCAUGGAUGCGCUCCUUAACAGCCAUAUGCAAUAAAAUAAAAUACAUUAUUUAUGAAAUGAA
Molecule: messenger RNA, 5135 nt
Organism: Suricata suricatta (meerkat)
Lineage: Eukaryota; Metazoa; Chordata; Mammalia; Carnivora; Herpestidae
Gene: IRS2
Product: insulin receptor substrate 2
Exons: 3
Coding region: 3-2654 (883 amino acids)
Biological process (GO): insulin receptor signaling pathway
Cellular component (GO): plasma membrane; cytosol
Molecular function (GO): phosphatidylinositol 3-kinase binding; insulin receptor binding
Source: RefSeq, a predicted model, not a curated record